Coccomyxa subellipsoidea C-169 is the source of this 3176-nucleotide messenger RNA. RefSeq lists its product as hypothetical. The record is from RefSeq and is a predicted model, not a curated record. Bases 1 to 1896 code for a protein of 631 amino acids. NCBI's taxonomy places the organism in Eukaryota, Viridiplantae, Chlorophyta, Trebouxiophyceae, Coccomyxaceae. The transcript is spliced from 4 exons.
AUGAGUCAGGGAACCAGAAGUCAGUCGAAGCGCCCAGCGCAGGGCAGCCCAGGGCAGUCAGAUGAGGAGAUGGAGCCGCCCCUCCACGAUCUCCUUCUUGCAAAGGUCGAGUCUAUGAUCCACGGCCUGGAAAGCAAGCUUGACAGUAAGCUGGACGAGAAAUUUGGGGCCCUCUUCCCUCAGCUGAAGGCAGAGCUCAAGGCAGAGCUGAAAACCGAGCUGAAGGAUGAGGUGGUGGCUGAGCUGAAGGCAGAGCUGCUGCCUCUCCUGCGCGCUGAGCUGGCCAAGGACACGCAGACCAGAGCCGCCUCCAACGAUGAAGCAGUGGUGAACAAAGUGCACCAUCUGGAGUCUGUGGUGGAGUCUCAGGCCCGCCAAGCCAGGAGUGCCAACCUGAUCUGCCAUGGUCUGGCAGAGGACAACACAGAGAAUGUCUCAGCCCGCGUGGCAGCGCUGUUUGACAGCAACAGCGGCCCCCCUGCUGUUGUCAGCGAAGCUCGCCGCCUCGGUGCCCCCAGCGCCACGCGCACCAAGCCGCGCCCCGUGCUCAUCAGCUUCAGCGGCGUGGCAGCCAAGCACGCUGCCCUCAAGCACAGCAAAGCCCUGCGCCAGCGCCAGAUUUUCCUGGAUGCCGACCUCACCCCGCAGCAGCAGCGCAUCCGCGUCAGCAUGCGCCCACACUAUGUCGCCCUGAAGACAGCCGGCAAGCAGCCCUUCUGGCGCGAGGAGCGCCUCUUCGUCCGGGAGGGCGACCGCGUGCGUGAGCACAUGCCUGUGCCUGGGCCUCCCCCGGCUGCCGCGCCGGGCGCCGCUGCCGCCCCGGGUGCUGCCACUGCCGGGCCCUCUCAGGCCGCGCCUUCCUCCCCCGGCCGCGCCGACUCCUACGCCGAAGCAUUUGACGGGGACUCUACACCGCUGCUGAUUGGCUCCAGCUAUGUGCCUCCAGCGGGUUCCCGGCAAUUGCAGACUGUGGACCUGACCAGUCGAUUUACGGGCUUAUGUGCAGAAGUUGUUGCCGCUCGUGCUCAGGGCAAUGUGAUCCUGGCAGGAGACUUCAAUGCUCGCCAUGCUGUGGCUGGGGAACUUGAUGCAGCCUUUCAGACCCUGGAGGCGGGGAUCCGGGAGGCCGCAGCCGCGAACAGCAUGCCGGCCCGCACCGGGCGCCAUCAGCGCAAGGCGCGUGCCGACGCGCCCUUCUUCGAUUCGGAGUGCCGCCAGCUUAAACGGGACGUCCGCGCCCGCGCGCGGUGCGGGGGCGAUCCAGCCGAAGUGCGCGCGCUGGAGCGUGCCUACCACAACACCGUCCGCCACAAACGGCGCGCUCACCGGCUCGCGCAACUGCGCCGCCUGCUUGAUGAUUUGCACAGUGACCCCCGAGCCUUCUGGAAGCGGCUCAAGUCUCAGCAGUCUGAUAUACCUGAGCAGCUCAAGCCAGUGCAAUUGUGGGCUGGCUAUCUCAAGCGGGUUGCAAACUUGCAGUUGCCACUCAUUGCUGAGCUGCCCCACUUGUCUUUCCCUGUCCAGCCCAGUGCUCCUGUUGCCCAUGUUGAUGCUCUCAAUGCACCCAUCUCUCUUGGGGAGGUGCUUGCUGGGCUCAAAAGUUUACACAAUGGUCGUGCCACCGGAGUGCAAGGUUUACCAGCUGAGCUGUUUCGGUAUGCAAAAGAUGAGCGGGCGCCAGGCAUGCCUCCUCCGGAAAAUGUCCUGGCGCCUGCUUUGGUGGCUGUGCUGAACUCUGCAUUUGUGGCUGGGCAAGUGCCACCCUCUGUGAAUGGUAGCCUGAUCACCCCUGUGCACAAGAAAGGCAGCAAGCUUGACAUGCUCAAUUAUAGACCCAUUGCCGUUACUGAGCCCAUCAUGCGCUUUUGCGUCCUGGCAGUUGUGUACCAGAUCUAGGCUAUGCCGAUGACUUUGCUUUGCUCGCCACCACACCUGCUCAUUUGCAACGCUUGAUUGAUGCAGCUGCUGAGUUUUGUGAACAAACGGGAAUGGUCAUCAGUGUUGACAAAACAAAGAUUGUGGUGUUCUCUUCAAGUUUGCCAGGACCUUUUCAAUGGCUUUGUGGUGGUGCGCCUUUACAUUGGGUUCAGCAGUUUGAGUACCUGGGUGCCCUUUUUGACGGUGCCCAAGGCAUUAAUCUCACCUUUGGCAAGCUUCACAGGAACAUGUGGGGUGCGUGGGCACAGCUCAGGCAGCAAUAUGGGAAGUUGCAUUGCAGCAUGUCAGCUGGCCUGUUGUUGCGCCUAUAUGAUGCAUGUGUGCCGCCGACUGCCUCCUACGGUUGUGAGGUGUGGGGCCUGCGCAGCCUUCCUGGUGGCGACAGCCGGCGGGGCCGGGCUGCCUUGGCCUCCUCUCACCUGAAAAUUCUGAGAGACAUUGCUGGCGUCCCCACCUCUGUGCAUGGUGCCAUCUUGCUUAAGGAGUUGAAUCAGCAGACCCUUGAUUGUGUGUGGUGGCGGCGCAUUAUCAAGUUCUGGAACAAUUUGGCUGCCUUGCCUGCAAAUAAUUUUCACAGGCAAGUGGCCCUUGAUGAUUGUUGGGAUGCCAUAACCCGUAAUGUUAAGAAUUGGGCUUGGGCCUUCAUGCGGGGCUUGCGCCGGAUUGGGUAUGAGUUUGUUAUUCGGUUUGACACCCUUGUUCCUGUGGAAGUUGAUGCUGUGAUGCAGCUGCUAGAUGCGCAAGCACUGCAGGUUUGGGAUGACAUUGACAUUUGCCCUAGGACCUGCCCGUCCAGCAAUGCCACCUUGUGUACAUAUCACAGAUGGUUUGCUAGGCCAGCUUGUGUGCGCCACCCUUGCCAGCUCUUACAGCAGCCUUUGAGUGCCCGUUGCUUGCGUAUACUGUUGAAGUUCAGGAUGGGUUGUCAUAGUCUGCCCAAUGUCUCGGGCCGCUGGGCAAGGAUUCCCCGGCCCCAGCGUUUGUGCAUGCGUUGUGCCCAGCAGGUUAUUGGGGAUGAGCGCCACCUUGUGUUUGAGUGCCCUGCCUUGCAAUCUGUUCGGGACAGAUAUCCUGGGCUGUUUGGUGCAGCCAUUGUGACGAUGCAGCAAUUCAUGUGGCAGUUGGACAUUGUUGGUGUUGCACAUUUUGUGAUGGAUUGUUUUGAUUAUUUGGAUGCUGCCAGUUCAUCCAAUCAGCCCUUAGGCGGCUGGAGUGAUGUAAUCUUCCUUCCUUCCUUC